Phaethon lepturus (White-tailed tropicbird) is the source of this 2038-nucleotide messenger RNA. RefSeq names its product methylcrotonoyl-CoA carboxylase 1 (alpha) (gene MCCC1). Gene Ontology annotation, cellular component: mitochondrion. Gene Ontology annotation, molecular function: methylcrotonoyl-CoA carboxylase activity; ATP binding; metal ion binding. NCBI's taxonomy places the organism in Eukaryota, Metazoa, Chordata, Aves, Phaethontiformes, Phaethontidae. The transcript is spliced from 18 exons. The record is from RefSeq and is a predicted model, not a curated record. Bases 34 to 2010 code for a protein of 658 amino acids.
AUCGCAAACCGAGGAGAAAUUGCAUGCCGAGUGAUGCGAACAGCAAAGAAAAUGGGUGUGAAGUCUGUAGCAGUUUAUAGUGAAGCAGACAGAAAUUCCAUGCAUGUAGCAAUGGCAGAUGAAGCAUAUUGCAUUGGUCCAGCACCCUCACAGCAGAGUUAUUUGGCCAUGGAGAAAAUAAUGCAGGUGGCCAAGGUCUCAGCAGCACAGGCUAUUCAUCCAGGUUAUGGUUUCCUCUCAGAAAACACGGAGUUUGCAGAGUUGUGCAAGCAGGAGGGAAUCAUCUUCAUAGGUCCACCUUCAUCUGCUAUCAGAGAUAUGGGUAUUAAGAGCACUUCCAAAGCUAUAAUGUCUGCUGCUGGCGUUCCUGUUGUUGAAGGUUAUCAUGGAGAAGAUCAAUCAGAUGAGUGUCUAAAGAAACAUGCCAAGAGAAUAGGGUAUCCAGUGAUGAUUAAAGCUGUUCGUGGAGGUGGGGGAAAGGGCAUGAGAAUUGCUCAUUCAGAAAAGGAGUUUCUGGACCAACUAGAAUCAGCUAGGAGAGAAGCAAAGAAGUCUUUUAAUGAUGAUGCAAUGCUGAUUGAGAAAUUUGUAGAUAAUCCAAGGCAUGUUGAAGUCCAAGUAUUUGGUGACCAGCAUGGCAAUGCAGUCUAUUUGUUUGAAAGAGACUGCAGUGUGCAGAGAAGACAUCAGAAGAUCAUUGAAGAGGCACCAGGGCCAGGAAUUAAUCCUGAAGUUCGAAAGAGACUUGGAGAAGCGGCUGUCAAAGCAGCUAAAGCAGUGAAUUAUGUGGGAGCAGGAACAGUGGAAUUUAUUAUGGACUCCCAACAUAAUUUUUACUUCAUGGAGAUGAAUACCAGACUGCAAGUAGAGCACCCAGUUACAGAGAUGAUCACUGGAACAGACUUGGUGGAAUGGCAGCUUAGGGUUGCAGCAGGAGAGAAGAUUCCCCUAAUGCAGGAAGAGAUUGUGCUCCAAGGCCAUGCAUUUGAAGCUAGAAUAUAUGCUGAGGACCCUAAUAAUAACUUUAUGCCAGGGGCUGGGCCAUUGUUGCACUUAUCCACUCCACCACCUGAUAGUUUCACCAGGAUAGAAACUGGAGUCAGACAAGGUGAUGAGGUUUCUGUUCAUUAUGAUCCAAUGAUUGCAAAGCUAGUUGUUUGGGCUGAGGAUCGUCAGGCAGCACUGAGAAAGUUGCGAUACAGUUUGCAUCAAUAUAAUAUUGUAGGAUUAAGCACUAAUAUUGAUUUCUUACUGAGCCUAUCAGGACACCCACAGUUUGAGGCUGGAAAUGUGCACACUAAUUUCAUUCCUCAGCACCAUGAUGAACUGUUUCCAACCAAAAAGGCAACCCCACAUGAAGUUAUGUGUCAGGCAGCUCUAGGACUCAUACUGAAAGAGAAAAUGCUAACAGAUGCUUUUAGAGAUCAGUCAGAUGAUAAAUUCUCGCCAUUUGCAUCCAGCACUGGUAGAAGGAUAAAUAUAUGUUAUACUAGAAAACUGUCUCUGCUGGAUGGGGAAAACAUUGUGGAUGUAGCUGUAAGUUACAAUCAAGAAGGGUCAUACAACAUGCAGAUUCAAGAUAAAACGUUUCUGAUUUCUGGUGAGAUCUUCAAUGAAGGUGAUUCAGUUUACUUGAGGUCUUCAGUAAAUGGAACAGUGUGUAAGUCCAAAUUGGUCAUUUUGGACAACACCAUUUAUCUCUUCUUUCCGGAAGGUAGCGCUCAGAUUGGCCUUCCUGUUCCCAAGUACUUAUCUGCAGUAAGUUCAGUGGGGAUGCAAAGUGGUGCUGUAGCACCCAUGACAGGCACAGUUGAAAAGGUGUUUGUGAAAGCAGGGGAUAAGGUUCAGAUCGGAGACCCUCUAAUGGUUAUGAUAGCUAUGAAAAUGGAGCACACCAUAAGGGCUCCAAAGGCAGGAGUGAUAAAAAAGGUUAAUUUCCAAGAAGGUUCCCAGGCCAACAGACACGCUCCGCUAGUUGAAUUCGUGGAUGAAGAGGCUGAGUCAAAAUAAAAUUCAAGGAAGGGUUUUAAGCAGCUGU